ACUACUUUUAUUCCCUCCCCCUCUCAUGAUGAAAGAAUAAAUAGAUGUCUAGGAUAGAAUCUAGAGUAACCAUAAAAUGAAAGUAGUCUAAACAAUAUCUUGUUUUAACUUGUCAAAGUAAACCAGAAACUUUGAUUGACCAAAACUAAGUCAUAACGAACUCGGAUUGAGUUGAACCAAAAAGAGAAAGUGUUCGUCUUGACGUCAUGUAUCUACCCUCAAAAUUUCACAGCGAUCGGAGUAGUUUUGACCAUCAAAACAUUGCCUAGAGUAAGCUGGUCUCUAUUUGGACGAAAAUUCAUAUAGCAUUACUUAAUACUUCCUUUGAUUGUCAACUCAUCACCCACUUCUCCUAAUUUGUGCACUAUCUCCCUAGUGGCCAAGCCAUCAUGAAUGAGAGAGAAAGGGUUGGCUUAAAUUUCAUUUUCUUUAAUGAUAAUGCAAAUGCACUACCUUAGUGAUGAUGAAACUCACUUGCAUUGGAUGCACCAAUUCUCAUCCAUUGGAUCAAAACCUAUCUACUUGAUCCUAACCAUUCAUUCUCCUAUAAAUAAGCAUGCAAGGCUCCUUGUUUUCCACACAAAUCCUAGACAACUCUCUUGAAAGCUUUGUGCUUUGGUUUUCUCUCCCUUUUCUCUCCAUCUACCACACCACCACUUUGGUGUUCUUGAAGUCAUUUUUCUGUCCAAAUCAAAUUGAAAAGGAGCUAAGAAAUUACACGAAGGAGGAUUUAUGGCACCUCGACGUAACGGAAACUAUGGGAACCAUCGUCAUAACAACCGUGAUAACGAAGUCCCACCUCCACCUCCACCAUUUAAUGAUGGAGUGAGUUCGGCUUUAGUUCAAUUUAUGGCCGAAACGACUAAACAGUUUGCCGAAGUGGUAGCCAGAAUUCCACAACCUGCCGGUCGAGAGGCACAAGUAGGUUGUUCUAUGCGCGAUUUUGCUAGCCAGCAAUUUCGUCUAUUUGAUGGAAUGCAGGAACCGUUAGCGGCUGAAGCCUGGAUUUCGGAUAUCACAUUGUUGCAUGAGACCCUUGGCUGUACUGAAGAGCAAAAGGUUAAUUAUACAAUACUAAGGUUCACUGAUGAAGCUUCGAGAUGGUGGAAGUCUAAGAAAGGACUCUUAAGAAUAGAGUUGGGACAUGGAGUUGCUAUCCCUUGGGAUAGGUUCGUAGAAGAAUUUAAUGGGCGUUUCUUUCCAAGGGCUCAAAGACAGAUACGAGCCAUUGAAUUUCAGAAUCUGGUGCAAGGCACAAUGACGGUAGAGCAAUAUUCUGCCAAGUUUAUUGAAUUAUCCAGAUUUGGCCUCAACAUAAUUCCAGAUGAAGAAACAAAGUCGGAACGUUUUGAGAAUGGCCUUAAUCCUCGGAUUAAGGAAAGAGUCAUGUGCCACGAGAUUAGAAACUUUGUUAAAUUGGUGGAUAUAGCAACAAUUGCUGAAAGGGGGAUGCGUGAAUCAUCCGCCGCCUAUGAAUUGAAGAGGCGAGCAGCAUCGCAGGUGUCAUACCCAUUCAAACGACCUGCACUUAAUACUGCAAGCAGGCCAGCUGAGAAGAGGAAUUUCCCUCCUACAACAAGGAAUCAGGUGCCUUUAUGCCAGAGGUGUGGGAAGAUGCAUGCUGGAGAGUGCGAGGCUAGCGAACCAAACUGCUUCAAGUGUGGUCAACGUGGCCACUUCAGGAGGAAUUGUCCACUAGAUGCCCCGGAGGGAUCCCGACUCCCAAGAAACAACGUCCCACCAAGGCAACCCGCCCAAGCAAGGGUGUAUACCUUAACUCCAAUUGAGGGAGACGAAGAAGAAGAACGAGGUGUUAACGAUGUUGUGACAGGAGCUACACAUUCAUUCAUUUCUGAGGCAUACAUUAAAUUAUGUCAUGUUAACACACGACCUUUAGUGCAAAGUCUUACGGUUGAAACCCCUGGGGGAAAGAAAGUUGCAUGGACUGGUUAUCAAAAUAUUAUGCGAGCAUAA
Molecule: messenger RNA, 1974 nt
Organism: Alnus glutinosa
Lineage: Eukaryota; Viridiplantae; Streptophyta; Magnoliopsida; Fagales; Betulaceae
Exons: 5
Coding region: 733-1974 (413 amino acids)
Molecular function (GO): nucleic acid binding; zinc ion binding
Source: RefSeq, a predicted model, not a curated record